AUGAUGGCACAAGCCUACGACCCGGGGGCGGUUGCUGCACUGCCCCGAAUGCAUCCCCCAGGAAUGUCACGGCCACAGGUCAGCAUUGAACGACUGCCUACACGACGCAUGAGUAACGAGCCACGAGAGUCUAUGAACUGCAAAUCGUGUCGAAAACGCAAGGUAUGCAAGGCACCACAACACAUUCUGAUCAAAUGCAACCGUCUACGACCUGCCUGUGAAGCCUGCCAGGUCUUCCAGUGCCCAUGUGUAUACGAUGCUGUUCCAAAGAAAAGGGGGCCCAAAACAGAUGUUUUGGAAGCUUUACUGAAAAGAGUCGACGGGCUAGAGGCUCGACUGAAAGAAAAAAAGACUGACCCCGAGGCUUCCACCUCGGAAAACCCGCCUACCAAUAUCUCUGAUGAGUCGGUGUCUCCAACAGCAACAACAGGCACAAAAACAGAUGAUAAACCAGAGCAACAAGCGGGACCAAGUGAGGCUAGCCACGAAAGUGAGGACCUAGCCAUUUUCUCAUCAAUAGACUCGAGCCCGCCAUCCCCUGAGGUUCAGCCGGAUGAUCUUCUCGAUACUUACUUCAGUCGCCUCCAUGACAAGCCAUUUCAUAUCUUGGACGAAUCUACGCUGAGGCAACGACGACAACUCAGUCAAGCUCCUGAUUAUCUCAUACAUGCCAUUUUUGCGGUAGCAGCGAGAUAUACCCCUCAUCCCAGUGGCUAUCAAUCAGCUGUAAAGCUCAGUGAAGACUAUGCCACUCGGUCGAGGUUGGAAAUCGACACAGAUGAGCCGUCAGUCGAUGCCCUACAGGCGCUCGUGCUGCUGGUCACCGCAUUCACUGCGGCUGGCAAAGGCAAAAGGGCAUACAUGUUGCUGACAAGUGCGGUUGGGAUGGCCAUGGCACUCGAACUACACAGAGAGAUGGACGUCAACGCACGAGUUACGCCAACCGAGCGAGAGACACGACGAAAAUUGUUUUGGAGCUGCUAUCUGCUCGACCGGUUCAUGGCCUGCGGGUCAAAACGCCCUUCCUUGAUCGCAGACAGAGCCAUCAUCUUGAGGCUCCCGUCGUGGUUGCCCGUUCCCGGGUCGCUACCGGCCGAUGGGGAUUAUUUUCAGAGCUACACCAAUCUGCAAUAUUUACAGGGCACAGGAAAGAAAGCGCAAGGAAGCAGCGGCAUGCUCAUCGACAUUUGUCGCAUCUUGGGAACAACAAACCAGUACCUGGCAGCUGGGGGCGUUAAAGGAGAUUCGCAUUUUCCAUGGCACUCUCUAUCCAAUCUCUCAAAGAUCCGCCAAGACCUAGAUGUGUGGGCAUCUGGGACGCAGGAUGUGUUUUCAAGCCUGGAUUCACUUUUUGGCCAGCCUGACUCCACCGUGCUUGUAUUGAGCAAGCUUGUUUACCAUCUUAUUCACUGCCUUAUAUACCGACCAUUUCUACCGAUCGAUCUAUCGGAACUUACUGGGACAGGGCAGCACCAGUCAUGGCAGAUAGAAGCCACCAACAUGUGUUUCCUCCAUGCGAACGCUAUCGCAGAACUUGUGGAGGUCGGAAAGCGGACAGCAUCGAUCGAAUGGCCGGCAUUUGUUGGAUUUUGUAUAUCCACAGCAGGGACAGUCCACAUACACGGCGCUCACUACAGCAGGGUGGGAAAUACAGGCGAGAUGAAUGUGUUUAGUUCCUCGGCAGAGUUUCUUUCGCGAGAGAUGCAGCAGCUGAGUGAACUGCGGUAUGCCUGGGCGAGUGUUCAACAUCAACGGGAGACACUACAAGGCAUGUACAAUGCUCACUCGGGACUUGUCAAGAGCCACAACAGCAACGCCAUGCGCCAGUCCCCGGUAUUCCAUCUGGAAGACUUUUUUGAUCGUUACUCGGGUACCACCAGCCCGGGAGGCCAAGCAUUUAGUUUUGAUGCCGCCAACUUGAACCUUUCGGAUGUGGUUGUCGACUUUACUGCUGAUGCGUACACUGGUCAAGAUCUCUACGCGCCGCGUCUCACAGCGGGCGAUGCAGGGCCAUCUCGACCGAACCUCAAGAGAAAGAAUACAGCGCCCUCGGGCAGGAAGAGGCCAGACCUACGCAAUCUUUUGUCUUUGAACAGCAGUUUAAAAGUGGCAACAGCACCAGUGUUGUCAACACCAUCCAGUGCCCAUCGCCACUCAUUCUCAGCAGCGUCCAUGUCGUCGCAGCAGUCGCCAAAUAUGCUACACACACCACAUUCAUUGACGGGCGGAUUCCACGGCAUGCAUGAACAAAGCGCACCGCACGCAAUGGGUGGGUUUUCAAUGGGAGGAGGGCAUCCUGGCGAACUCCCGGCUGGGUUGAGCAGCAUGUCGAGCGGCCUAUUCAGUCCGUCAUUCAACUUUUCAGGAUAUCGAAACCCCACAACACCGGGCACAGGCGGCCCACACCAAGGCUUCGACCCGAUGUUUGGUGAGCUCCCUACCAACACUUUUUCGACACCCACACCGUGGCACCACGGCGAAGAAGCAGGCAACGGAAAAGGGGCGAUGGUGACAAGCCCAACCGGGAUUACGCCCAGCGAAAGUGUAGGAACUGCGGGCACCGCAGGUGAUGAAAAAGACCCUUUUCUCAGCCUUCUCGAACAAUUGGCCGAAAAUGAGUCUGUGAUGGGUACGGGUAAUGAGCUGGACUUUUUCCUAGCUGGGGCGCCGAAUACUGGGUAG
Molecule: messenger RNA, 2682 nt
Organism: Podospora anserina S mat+
Lineage: Eukaryota; Fungi; Ascomycota; Sordariomycetes; Sordariales; Podosporaceae
Exons: 6
Coding region: 1-2682 (893 amino acids)
Biological process (GO): DNA-templated transcription; regulation of DNA-templated transcription
Cellular component (GO): nucleus
Molecular function (GO): zinc ion binding; DNA-binding transcription factor activity, RNA polymerase II-specific; DNA binding
Source: RefSeq, a predicted model, not a curated record